Corylus avellana is the source of this 1602-nucleotide messenger RNA. Its product is annotated as putative protein phosphatase 2C 24. Lineage: Eukaryota; Viridiplantae; Streptophyta; Magnoliopsida; Fagales; Betulaceae. Gene Ontology annotation, molecular function: cation binding; protein serine/threonine phosphatase activity. Gene Ontology annotation, biological process: protein dephosphorylation. The record is from RefSeq and is a predicted model, not a curated record.
GGGAGUCUUUUUAAAGCUUCCUUGUGAGCGCGCGAGGCUUCUCUUUCAUCUCGCUGUUUCCAUUUGCUUUUCAGCUCACGCAAUCGAUCAUCUUCGUCGCUAAUUUCGAGAUUUUGCAGCAGAGGCUUGAUAGAGGUUUGUGGUAUGAAUUGAAGGGUUUUUUUUUUUUAAGAAUGGCGGAUAUCUGCUGCGGAGUGGUGAGUGAGAGCGAGGCAUCGACACCGUGUGAACAGAGCUCGCGAGCGGCUAGGAGGAGGAGAAUGGAGAUCAGACGGUUUAAAUUCGUCUCCGGCGUUUCUUCGCCGGAGACGGAGAACGGGCCGAAGCGGCAGAAGGUAGAGGUUUAUUCUCGGGACUGCUGGAACGCGGUGGAGAACUCGGAUUCGGAGGAGGAAAAGCAAGUGCUUGUGGCGGACACUGGAAGAUCCGAGAGCAAAGACAUUUCAAUUUCGAAUCAGUCUUCGAAUAAAUCAAUUUCGACGGGGAGUCUCUCGCCGUCGACUCCUGUGGUUCCAGAGGCUUCCAGGGAGUACCCGAAGUUCGGCGUUGCGUCGGUGUGUGGAAGGCGGAGAGACAUGGAAGACGCGGUGGCAAUCCACCCUUCGUUUUGUCGCCGAGACGCGGAAACCGCCACUGAAUUGCAUUACUUUGGAGUCUACGACGGCCACGGUUGCUCUCAUGUGGCGACGAAGUGUAAAGAGCGGUUGCACGAGCUGGUGAAGGAAGAGUUAGAGAGCAAGGAAGAAUGGAAGAGCGCGAUGGAGCAAAGCUUCUGGCGCAUGGACAAGGAGGCGAUUACAUGGAACGAUACCGUUUUGGGAGCCAAGUGCAGGUGUGAGCUCCAGUCUCCCGAGUGCGAUGCGGUUGGAUCCACUGCGGUCGUUGCCAUCGUAACGUCCGACAAGAUAAUCGUCGCCAACUGCGGCGACUCCAGAGCCGUGCUUUGCCGGAACGGCAAGCCUGUUCCUCUCUCGUCUGAUCACAAGCCGGAUCGUCCGGACGAGCUGAACCGGAUCCAGGCCGCCGGUGGCCGGGUUAUAUAUUGGGACGGCCCACGGGUUCUCGGAGUUCUCGCCAUGUCAAGAGCCAUUGGUGAUAACUAUCUGAAACCCUACGUGAGCUGCGAGCCGGAGGUGUCGGUCACGGAUCGAACGGCGGAGGACGACUGUCUGAUCCUGGCGAGUGACGGGCUGUGGGACGUGGUGUCCAAUGAAACGGCGUGUGGGGUGGCGCGUAUGUGUCUUCGAGGUAAGGCUCACGCGCCCCUGUGUUCGCCGAUGGAGGAUGAAGUAGCUACGUCGGAGACGUCCGACAAGGCGUGCUCGGACGCGUCGAUGUUGCUGACGAAGCUGGCGUUGGCUAGGCACAGUACUGACAACGUUAGCGUGGUCGUGGUGGACCUUAGAAAGGCCACGUAACCAAACGCCAUGGAUUAUUGUGGGUUUUUCUUUUUCUUUUUUAUAUAAUGUAUAUUUUUUUAGUUUUAUUUCAGGGGAGUGGGGUAGUGUUUUCACUGUUUUGUUGGGAAGGAGUUGAAAUGGUAGAAAAGGAGUGAGGAAUGGACUUGGAAAAUCGAUACCAAUAUUGGUUUUUUUUUUUUUU